AUGGAACAGACAGAUGAUUGUGAUCACAGUCCUAUAAAUAGUAGUCUAGAAGAUAAUGCUGAUAAGGGAAAUUUAGAUGAUGAAAAUGUAGAAGAAUUGAAAAAAAAAAUUAUCGAUUUGGAGUUGCAACUAGAAUAUGAAAUAAAUCGUCACGAAGAUGAAAUAAGGGAGAGGGAUGAAGCACUAAAACAAAUGGAGGAAAAACUUAUUGAAAUGGAAAAUGCCAAAAGUGAUAUGGAGGAAAAAGAUAAAGCAAUUUUAAAUUUAAGUGAAAAAUUGUUAAUAAUUUCAAAUAAAUAUGAUGUCUUAGUGAAAGAAGGGAAAUUAAAAGAUGAAGAAAUAAAACAUAUUAAAAAUAAAAAAAAAUAUAAAAAACAAGCAACUGAUGAAUAUAUAGCUUCAAUGAAAAAACAAAAUGAUGAAUAUAAAAAUGAUAAUGUUGCAAUACAUGAAAAAUAUGAUAACCUAUUAAAAGAAUAUGAUACACUUACAAACGAUUAUAAAUUAUUAGAAGAAGAAUUAAAUAAAAAUAUAGAUGAAUUAAAUAAAAAUAUAGAUGAAUUAAAUAUUGAAAAGACGACAAAAAUGAAUGAAUACGACGAAAUUGUUGCUCUUAAAAUGUUAAAUAUGGAUAAGGAACUAAGGCAAAAGAGGCAUGCAGGAAAUGAUGUGGGGGAAGAAAACUCUCUUAAAUUAGAGCUAAAAUAUAAAGAUAUGAUAAUUAAAAAAUUGAUAAUAAAAAAAGAAAAAGAAAAAAUUUUAGAAAAAAAAGAAUUUGUAAACAAAGAAGACAACAAUAAUAAUAUCAAUGAGGAGAUUAAUAAUUAUGAGAAAAAAGUGAAUGAAUUACACCAAAAGUAUAUAGAAUCUCAAAGUGAUCAAGCUCAAUUGCAGAACAAGAUUACGAAAUAUUGUAGCAUUAUUGACGACCUCAAAAAAGAGAAAAAUGAAUUAUUGGAAACUAUCAAUACACUGAGGGAAUAUAUCAACACAACACAAAAGGAAGACACCGAUAUUCAUCAAUAUGAUGACCUAAUAAAUAACCUCCUAAAAGAAAAUGUUACAUUGAACGAAGAAAUUUCUAAGCAGAAAAAAAAGAAUAUAGCCGAUGUGUACUAUUAUAAUAAGGAACUACAAAUGUUGCAAAAUGACAAAAUGAAAAUUAUUGAAAAGUUUGAUAUAGCAAAUAAUAGUGUUCCCCAUUUAUAUGAGCCAUUAAAUGUAACACUACAUGAACAAAAAGACGAUGAAAAAAAAACAAAUUUUUAUAAAAAUAAUCAUGGAACUAAUAUACAGGAGUUUCCAAAUAAUUUUAAGAAAGAAACCAACUUAAUAAAGGGAAAUUCAGACACCCCAAAAGAUCCAGUAAUUACUGAAGAUUUUGCUCAUAUCUAUAUGCAAGAUUAUAUGAAAAAUAUGCCAAAUCGUGAAAAAUAA
Molecule: messenger RNA, 1437 nt
Organism: Plasmodium vinckei vinckei
Lineage: Eukaryota; Apicomplexa; Aconoidasida; Haemosporida; Plasmodiidae
Product: conserved Plasmodium protein, unknown function
Exons: 12
Coding region: 1-1437 (478 amino acids)
Source: RefSeq, a predicted model, not a curated record